Messenger RNA from Hemibagrus wyckioides, 4097 nucleotides. RefSeq names its product DEAD-box helicase 19b (gene ddx19b). The transcript is spliced from 12 exons. Gene Ontology annotation, cellular component: cytoplasmic stress granule; nucleus. Gene Ontology annotation, molecular function: RNA binding; ATP binding; RNA helicase activity. Bases 241 to 1698 code for a protein of 485 amino acids. The record is from RefSeq and is a predicted model, not a curated record. Gene Ontology annotation, biological process: poly(A)+ mRNA export from nucleus. Lineage: Eukaryota; Metazoa; Chordata; Actinopteri; Siluriformes; Bagridae.
CGGCACCCCUGCACGGCUUUAUAGCCGGUACUAGGAACCGUUAGUUUUGACAGACUUGUUUCUCCCCGGAGUUAUGUGAGUGCAGCGCACCUUGUGAGAAGUCAGCACGCCAUUGUAUGUAUUCGCCUUAUUUAAGCACUUUUUAACCAAGAAAUUUAACCCACCUGAGUUUAGCGGCAGAGUCGUGGAAUUCAGAAACUUUUGUUUUAAAGCGUUAGUAUUUUAAUUUGAGUUACGGACAUGGCUACGGAUUCCUGGGCUCAGGCUGUGGAUCAACAAGAAGCUGCAGCUGAGUCGAUAAGCAACCUUCAAUUAACUGAAAAGGAAAACAAACCAAAAGUGGAAAACAAACCAAAAGCCGAAGAAAAUGGAGCCAAGGCUGAGGGAGAAGCAGAGAAGACUGAGGAGGAAGAAAAAGAGGACAAAGCGGCUCAGUCACUGUUGAACAAGUUGAUACGAAGCAAUUUGGUGAACAACACUAACCAAGUGGAAGUUCUUCAGAGGGAUCCCAACUCUCCGCUUUACUCCGUCAAGUCGUUUGAGGAGCUGCGAUUGAAGCCUCAGCUACUUAAAGGUGUUUAUGCCAUGGGCUUCAACAGACCCUCCAAAAUCCAGGAGAACGCCUUGCCCAUGAUGCUUGCGGAGCCGCCACAGAAUCUUAUAGCGCAGUCUCAGUCCGGUACGGGUAAAACUGCCGCCUUCGUCCUGGCCAUGCUCAGCCACGUGGAUCCCAACAACAAAUGGCCUCAGUGCCUGUGUGUAUCGCCUACAUACGAGCUCGCCCUCCAGACGGGCAAGGUCAUCGAGCAGAUGGGCAAAUUUUACCCUGAAGUCCAGUUGAUGUAUGCGAUCCGAGGAAACAAACUGGAGAGAGGGGUGAAGCUCCAGGAGCAGAUUGUGAUCGGCACCCCCGGUACGGUCCUGGACUGGUGCCAGAAGCUCAAAUUCAUCGACCCAAAGAGAAUUAAAGUGUUUGUACUGGACGAGGCAGACGUCAUGAUCGCCACGCAGGGUCACCAGGACCAAAGUAUUCGCAUUCAGAGGAUGUUGCCCAAAUCCUGCCAGAUGCUCUUGUUCUCAGCGACGUUCGAGGAGACCGUGUGGAAUUUCGCCACGCGCAUCGUCCCCGACCCGAACAUCAUCAAACUGAAGAGGGAGGAGGAGACGCUGGACACCAUUAAGCAGUAUUACGUGUCAUGCAACUGCAAGGAGGAGAAGUUCCAAGCCCUCUGUAACAUCUACGGUGCCAUCACUAUCGCACAGGCCAUGAUCUUCUGUCACACCAGGAAAACAGCAGGCUGGCUAGCAGGAGAGCUGUCAAGGGAGGGACACCAGGUGGCGCUACUCAGCGGAGAGAUGCAGGUGGAACAGAGGGCGGCUGUUAUCGAGCGUUUCCGCAACGGCAAAGAGAAAGUCCUGGUCACUACGAACGUCUGUGCCAGAGGUAUCGAUGUGGAGCAGGUCUCUGUGGUUAUUAAUUUCGAUCUACCGGUGGAUAAGGAUGGAAACCCUGACAACGAGACGUACCUGCACCGGAUCGGGCGCACGGGGAGAUUCGGCAAAAGAGGACUGGCGAUCAACAUGGUGGACAGCCGAUUUAGCAUGAACGUUCUCAACCGCAUUCAGGAGCAUUUCAAUAAGAAAAUCGAAAAACUGGACACGGACGAUUUGGACGAAAUCGAGAAAAUAGCAAACUGAGGAGAAGGGACACACGUCUUCGGCAGCGGUUUAGGCUGGGAGUAGAACUGCGCUGUGGAGAACAUUAUAGAGGAUGUGGAAAUGUCUUAUUUUAGAUUUUCUCUUUAUAGGUUUUAAUAUUACUACGGUUUCACUCUUUGUACCUCUUAAUAAAAAUCUGAAUGUUUAGGGUUUUUUUUUUUUUUUCCUGUCGAGUGCAUAAAUAAGGCGAAUAGGUCAUUAGGUUAUAUUUGUGCACUGCUUGCUCAGAGGGCUUUGAGCAAUUUUUAGUGAAAAUAUUGGUGUUAACGUGACAAAUAUAACUUCUUUAGUUCUGCUGUUCCUGUAUUAGGGAAUGCUCAUCUAGGGAACAGGAGUCACCAGAAGUUUUUUUUUAUUUUUUUUUUUUAUAUAUAUAUAUUUCCGCUAUAUGUGCUUGAUUUUAUAUUUUAAGGUUUAAAUACAACAUUUCUAACCAAGCAGACCUCUGAAUGAGGUGCAGAUUGUCUUCAGUUGUUUGAAGAGAUUAUUAUUAGUAGUAGUAUUAUAAUUGUGGUAUUUGAUUUAGUACCUCAAAAGCAUCCAUGCUGGUGAAAAAAUGGUAGCUAUUAUUGGCUUCGAUCACAUUUACAAAUAAAGUUGCCAAAGUUAAAGGUUGUACAAAUUUGACGUUUUUCAUCAGCCAAAGUCUUGUGCCUGUACUGAUUGUACCAGUACACCUUAAAUAUCACAAUCAUUUAUUUCAAGGACUGUACAUACAACACAAUGCAAUAGUGGGUUUUAAUCAAGAAGUACAAAGAGUGAAAAAUAUAUAAUAUUCUAAUUAAAGGGUAAUGUUAAGUUGUUAAGGCUGAUGUUGAUGGUGUGAGGGAGCCAUGACGAGGUGUGCAACAUCAUCUUUCACGUACACGGCUGCUUUUCAAGCACGCUGGCUCAUUUACAGCCCCAUUGAGCACAUCCUCUCUCUGUGCUUCUUCAGGGUAGUCAUUCUAGCAAAUUAAAUUAUAGUGUGAAACAUUUUGUAUCACUAUCAACACAAGAGACUGCAUCUUAAAAGAUAUUUUAUUCAUAAACAUAAGUGCUUGAUGAAACAAGUCGAUAUGCAACUGACUCUGUGAAACAUUAUUCACUUCAUGAUUGUCACCAACCUGUUCGUUUUUAUGGAAAUCCUAAUCAUGACUUGACCGUAAAAACCUUUAUAGUUAGGUUUAUCCCCAGAUGUCUCAUGCAGACAGUUCAGCUGGAGAAAUCUGGCAGAAAAUCAAAGCUACUGAUGCAAAUGGGAGUCCAAGUCCCUUGUCCUUUCCCCUUCAGUGAAUAUAUAUAUAUAUAUAUAUAUAUAUUUUCUGCUAGUAUUUGCCUUCAUAUCCACAGCUUUAACUGUGAAAACCACCGUUUACAGAAGUAUCCCUUAAACGAGUGGGGAAAAACGAAAACAGCUUUUGGCACCUCCGCCUUAUUUUUUCAAUCAGCGUAAUAUAUGAUAAUGAGUAAAACAAAAAAGUCUGCCUGCUAGAAACAUUCCUGCUUGACUUCAGGGUUUAAACAUUUCUCUCAUCCCUCUUGAUUACGUUCAUGUUUACAUAAGGAGCGUAGCAUGCAAACGGAUUCGUAAACGAAAUAAAAGCUCGCAUCGCUUGGGCCCAGACGACGAUCCAAACGCUUCUCACGGACACUUCUAACCUCCCGAUCUGGUUGGUGGCACUCGAGCGUUUUAUCCCUUUUCAAACGAACUAAAUCAUUAGCGCUUUAAAUCAUGAUGGCGUCCCCGAGGAUGACCCAAACAAUAUGCAACACUCCCAACUGGUGUGAGACGUAUCAUGUACGUGUGUGACUGGAUGUUCUGCCUGUAUUGUAGACUUCUGUGUACGGCUGCUGUGUGUGCUGAAUGCUUCUUGUCCUAGAAAUACAGCGACAUGUGGAAUUCUGUGUGGUGAUACCGUGUCUGAAUGAUGAUGUAUUGUUAGAAUGAAACUCGAGAAAUUACCGCGUGUCAAUCGUGUGUUUUAUAUAUAUAUAUAUAUAUAUAUCAGAAAUAAAACGCAACGGUGUGUGUUGGGAUGCCGAUGUAGAAAAAUAAUUUGAUAAUUUUUUUCAGUGGUAAUAAUUUACUAAACACACUAUUUAGCUAGGUAUAGUUACUUUUAAGCUUGUGCCAUAGGACAAUUUAUUCAUCUCUAUAUGAAAUCUAGAGAGUAUAUUAUAUUAUGUAGCCUGCAGACAUUUAUGUAUUUCGCAAGUGUAUGCGAUUACCACUCCCCUUAAGCAGUUCCUGACCAUUAUUACACCCAUCCUGCAACCAGAACUGCUGGAAAAUGCUUGUUUUUGUCUCAUUUUAAGCCGUCAGUUCUGGAUGAUUAAAUUGUUUAUCACGAUUUUUUUUUUUCCCCUAAUAGAGAAAUCAAUAUCACACAAGCCUA